AAACUAAAUAUUGCUAAGUGAAAAGGUCAUUACUAUGCUCAAGUCGACCAUUAUAGAUACACGUAUUCGGUUACGUCCGUCUAAAAAGCUGUUGGAUUUGCUGGACGCGCAAAAGGAGCACUUCAAGGAAUUACCCGAUAAUGUAGCCCAGUUGCUUAAGUCUAACGGCUACGUGGUCCCAUUAGGUGUACAAAUUAUUAAAGCCAAUGAAAAGCAAUAUAAGCGACCCACAAUUGAUGUAGUUUUGCUGGAGAAACUCACAGCAGAUGUGAUUGAUGAUCCUUUGAUUGCAAAAAGCGACUCUGAAGCUACAGAGGAGGAUGAGACACCUGAAGAAGAUCAGGACCAGCGGCAGCAGCCGAAGGGACCCACCUCUUUUUUGUACUUGUCUGAUUUACAUUGGCUAAACACAUUUAUGAGUGAGCUGCGAUCCAAAAACAUUUGCAAUGUCUUUCUCUAUCAAAUAAUAGAGAGCUCUGAGCUUAUUUUGCCUGAGAAUGAGCUAAAGCCUCGUAACCCAGAGCUGGAAGCACGAUGUCAACGCUUGCGUGAAGAGCAACAAAAUCGGGAAUACCACAAGAUGACCAAAAAUGUAGACGCAGGUCUGAAACAUUACCCUGAGGACACCAUUGCUUAUCAAAUGAAAAGUAUAAACAAGCAAAUUAUAGCAGUAGCUCAAUUCAUUUUCUCGGUGGCUGCUGGCUUUGUGUUCGGCUUUUUGGGCAUUAAUUUGAUAGUAGGCGGUCUGCCCUUUGGUUUCAGGCUCCUCCUUGGUGUCAUUUGUGCACUAGUAAUAGCCUUGGCUGAGAUGUACUUUUUGGCAAAAAAGCUGCACGAGUACGACGAGGUUUUGGAUGCGCCCAAACGCAAAAAACCUGAACCACCGACUACUAGCAAGGGGCAGCGGGCUAAACAACAUGCUGAAUAGAACAAUAUUUGUCCAUUUUAUAGCAUAAAUUUGUAUUAUUUUUGCUGCUGCAUCGUUGGCAUCGUCGUUUAUUUAAAAUAAUUAAAUAAUUGUAAAUUUUUUAUUAAUUUAAUGAGAGCAUAGAGGUCCUUGGUGAAGGACUACGCUCCUUUUUCAUUUUAUAUAAAUAUGCUUUCGAAUAUAUGUAUAUUAAAUAUGUGUUCCUCAA
Messenger RNA from Scaptodrosophila lebanonensis, 1136 nucleotides. Its product is annotated as transmembrane protein 199. The transcript is spliced from 2 exons. Bases 35 to 928 code for a protein of 297 amino acids. The record is from RefSeq and is a predicted model, not a curated record. Gene Ontology annotation, cellular component: endomembrane system. Gene Ontology annotation, biological process: vacuolar proton-transporting V-type ATPase complex assembly. NCBI's taxonomy places the organism in Eukaryota, Metazoa, Arthropoda, Insecta, Diptera, Drosophilidae.